UGCAAUGGCAGCCUGGAACAUAUGGAACAUAUCAUAGCUGAAUGCUCCUCUCCAGGACAGAAAGAGGUAUGGAAACUCAUCAAAAUGUUCUUGGAGCACCACAGUAUUCUCUGGCACCCCCCAACAAUGUUCAACAUUCUUGCAUGUGUGACUCCAGUUUUCAAAUUACCAGGUGGAAACAGAGACAUUGGUAAAGAAUGUUUCUAUCAAAUCAUCAUCUCCUUAUCCAUACAAACUAUCUGGAAUGCCCAGUGUGAGAAGAACUCAUCUUUCUUGCCAGAGGAAAUCCAUAACAGAUGGCUGAAGAGGAUAAACAAGAGGCUUGACCUAGACUGUCUGAUGACAUGCAAACAUUUUAGCAGGAAAGCACUUGGAAAAGACCUAGUAUUAAGGAUAUGAGCAGGCUCUAUCUUUGAU
Molecule: messenger RNA, 417 nt
Organism: Guyanagaster necrorhizus
Lineage: Eukaryota; Fungi; Basidiomycota; Agaricomycetes; Agaricales; Physalacriaceae
Exons: 2
Coding region: 22-399 (125 amino acids)
Source: RefSeq, a predicted model, not a curated record